ACCACCUCUUCGUUCAAUUCGUUGAUCUUCUUCUGGUUGAGCACUGAGUUUAGGGGACAGUUGUGGCGGUUGUGGUCGCAGAGACGCGGCAGUGGACUGUCGGCCGGCGCGCGACCGCAGUUACGACCACAACAUUCAUAUACUGUGCGAUCGGUUUCCCAACAGUUUUCACUAUGCCCUCAGAGCGGGAUUAAGUACACAUUAUUUGGUGUCCUUUUCUUCACUGCUCUCUACGCAUCGGAAGCGAUGACUAUAAGAGACUCAAACGACGACCCGAUAAAAGAGCACCUCUUGAAGGAAGUGUCAGACAUUUUAGACGAGACGAGGAAAGCGAUCGACACUUUGGCGAAGACAGGGAAAGAGGCGCUCAGAAAUGGGUUGACUAAAGCCAUUGCAAUCGCCAAAGAGUUGGACACAAAACUGAAGGCUUUGAAACCCGAGACUGAUUUGGGAUUUCCGAUAUCAGUCGACGGG
Medioppia subpectinata is the source of this 474-nucleotide messenger RNA. Lineage: Eukaryota; Metazoa; Arthropoda; Arachnida; Sarcoptiformes; Oppiidae. The record is from the annotation of a GenBank genome assembly.